CUCAUUGUUCUCUUGCUUCUCUAGCUGCUUGCGCGCGGAAUUUGCGAUUGUUCUAGAAAGGCUGAAUCGAUUAGCGAAAAGUCUGGAAAAUUUGGAAAAGUGAAUAAUUUAACCUGGUGAAAUUGUGAUUUUUUACAAGUCAGAUUAAAACAGAAUUCAAGAUGCCAGAAGCCGAGGUAGAAACCUUUGCGUUCCAGGCUGAGAUCGCUCAGCUGAUGUCGCUGAUCAUCAAUACGUUCUACUCGAACAAGGAAAUCUUCCUGCGAGAGCUGAUCUCCAACUCGUCGGAUGCCCUGGACAAGAUCCGCUAUGAGUCGUUGACCGAUCCCUCAAAACUGGACAGCGGCAAGGAGUUGUUCAUCAAGAUCAUCCCGAACAAGGAAGCCGGCACAUUGACGAUCAUCGACACCGGUAUUGGUAUGACGAAAGCUGAUUUGGUUAACAAUCUCGGUACGAUUGCCAAGUCUGGAACGAAGGCUUUCAUGGAGGCAUUGCAAGCCGGUGCUGAUAUCAGUAUGAUUGGCCAGUUCGGUGUGGGUUUCUACUCCGCUUAUCUAAUCGCCGAUAAAGUCGUUGUGACAUCCAAGAGCAACGAUGACGAGCAGUAUGUUUGGGAAUCUUCGGCCGGAGGUUCUUUCACAGUUCGCACUGACACUGGAGAGCCAUUGGGACGUGGUACAAAGAUUGUUCUACACGUAAAGGAAGACCAGCUUGAAUAUUUGGAAGAGAGCAAGAUCAAAUCCAUCGUAAACAAGCACUCGCAGUUCAUUGGCUAUCCGAUCAAGUUGUUGGUCGAAAAGGAACGCGAGAAGGAAGUCAGCGACGACGAAGCCGAGGAGGAGAAAGAGGACAAGAAGGACGAGGACAAGAAAGACGACGAACCAAAGAUUGAGGACGUUGAGGAUGAUGAAGACAAGAAGGACAAGAAAAAGAAGACGGUCAAGGUCAAGUACACCGAGGACGAAGAACUGAAUAAGACAAAGCCGAUUUGGACUCGUAACGCUGAUGACAUCUCACAGGAAGAGUAUGGAGAGUUCUACAAAUCGCUGACUAACGACUGGGAAGAUCAUCUGGCUGUGAAGCACUUCUCCGUUGAAGGUCAACUGGACUUCCGUGCGCUUCUUUUCGUCCCCCGUCGUAUGCCGUUCGAUUUGUUCGAAAACAAAAAGAAGAAGAACAACAUUAAGCUGUACGUCCGUCGUGUCUUCAUUAUGGACAACUGCGAGGAACUGAUUCCGGACUACUUGAACUUCAUCAAGGGCGUCGUCGACUCAGAAGAUCUUCCGCUGAACAUCUCUCGUGAAAUGCUGCAGCAGAACAAGAUCCUGAAGGUUAUCCGCAAGAAUCUGGUCAAGAAAUGCAUGGAGCUGUUUGAAGAGCUAUCGGAAGACAAGGAGACCUACAAGAAGUUCUACGAUCAGUUCAGCAAAAAUCUCAAACUCGGAGUUCAUGAGGACAGUCAGAACCGCCAGAAGCUGGCUGAUUUACUGCGGUUCAACACAUCUGCUUCCGGUGAUGAGUAUUGUUCCUUGGCAGAUUACGUCGGCCGCAUGAAGGAAAACCAGAAGCACAUCUACUAUAUCACCGGCGAAAGUAUUGAACAGGUUAAAAACUCUGCUUUUGUAGAGCGUGUCAAGAAACGUGGCUUCGAAGUAAUCUACAUGACAGAGGCUAUUGAUGAGUACGUCAUCCAGCAGUUGAAGGAGUACCAGGGUAAGCAGUUGGUAUCGGUCACCAAGGAAGGCCUAGAACUGCCAGAGGAUGAAGCCGAAAAGAAGAAGCGUGAAGAGGACAAGGCGAAAUUCGAAAACUUGUGCAAGGUCAUGAAGUCGGUUUUGGACAGCAAAGUUGAGAAGGUCGUUGUUUCGAAUCGUCUGGUUGACUCGCCUUGCUGUAUCGUAACUUCACAGUACGGUUGGUCCGCCAACAUGGAGCGUAUCAUGAAGGCGCAGGCUCUCCGUGACUCGUCCGCUAUGGGUUACAUGGCCGGCAAGAAGCACAUGGAAAUCAAUCCAGAUCACUCGAUCGUGGAAACGCUUCGGCAGCGCGCUGAGGCUGAUAAAAACGAUAAGGCCGUUAAGGAUUUGGUCAUCCUGCUCUUCGAGACGGCUCUGCUUUCGUCCGGUUUCUCGCUGGACGAACCUGGAGUGCACGCUUCUCGCAUUUACCGUAUGAUCAAGCUGGGACUGGGAAUCGAUGAGGAUGAAGUACCGACCGUAGAGGAUACGCCCGCUGCUGGUGCCGGCGGUGACGCUCCUCCACUGGUGGACGACACCGAGGAUGCUUCCCACAUGGAGGAGGUUGAUUAAACCAGUGCAGGUUCCGUGCAAAAGACUGCUACUUGUUUUGGCCUUUGCGCGCCGUGUUUUAACGGCGGUUGAUGUUCAGUGUAGAAAAAACGCUUUUAUAACUAAAAAAUUAUCUCAAGCCGGGGGCUUAUUUUCACCUAACAAAGACCGUACCUUUAAGUUUAGUUUGUAUUGUACUUGGGUUACACUUACACUUAUGUUCAGAACAUGGAAAUUUUCUACAAGCAGUACUGGAAAUAUAAAAAAAAAACAAGA
This is a messenger RNA of Wyeomyia smithii (pitcher-plant mosquito), 2564 nucleotides long. RefSeq names its product heat shock protein 83. Gene Ontology annotation, molecular function: ATP hydrolysis activity; ATP-dependent protein folding chaperone; ATP binding. Gene Ontology annotation, cellular component: protein-containing complex; perinuclear region of cytoplasm; plasma membrane. NCBI's taxonomy places the organism in Eukaryota, Metazoa, Arthropoda, Insecta, Diptera, Culicidae. The transcript is spliced from 2 exons. The record is from RefSeq and is a predicted model, not a curated record. Bases 162 to 2309 code for a protein of 715 amino acids. Gene Ontology annotation, biological process: cellular response to heat; protein folding; protein stabilization.